Molecule: messenger RNA, 2034 nt
Organism: Erigeron canadensis
Lineage: Eukaryota; Viridiplantae; Streptophyta; Magnoliopsida; Asterales; Asteraceae
Product: L-type lectin-domain containing receptor kinase IX.1-like
Exons: 1
Coding region: 1-2034 (677 amino acids)
Biological process (GO): protein phosphorylation
Cellular component (GO): plasma membrane
Molecular function (GO): ATP binding; protein kinase activity; carbohydrate binding
Source: RefSeq, a predicted model, not a curated record
AUGGCCGUCUUAAUAUACUUUCUUCUUGUCUUGAUCAUCCCUCGUGAAGCAGAUUCAAUCAGUUUUGAUUUUCCAAAUAUCAGUCCACAAAAUCAGAACACUGAUAUAGUUACUACGGCUGAUGCUUUUAUAUCUACUGAUGGAAUGCAAUUAAUUCCGGAUAAAAACUUUACAGCAGGCCGGGGGAUAUACAACAAGAUGCUUCAUAUAUGGGACAAAACCUCUGGUGAGCUAGCCAGCUUUUCUACUAAUUUCUCAUUCGUGAUCGAGUCAGAUAUAGUUGAUCCAAUUUAUGCUGAUGGCCUCACAUUCUUCCUUGCUGAGAAUAAUUCAGUAGUAACAAUCGGUGGAGCCCUGGGUCUUCCGGUUAAUAAUAAGACCUACACAAGUUUAAAUUUGUUUGUUGCAGUGGAGUUUGAUACUUACUGGAACAUAGGAUGGGAUCCAGCAGAGAUUUCACCAAAUCGUCAUGCAGGCAUAAAUGUUAAAUCUCUUAAUUCUUCAAUCUUCAAGAAAUGGUCGAUCAAUAUAACAGAAAAAACACCCUGUCACGCUAGUGUAACGUAUGAUUCUGUGUCGAAUAACCUUGGUGUUAUUGUCACUGACGGUGUAUAUGGUACAAUUGACCUUAAUUACAUCAUUGAUCAAAGGAAAGUAUUGCCCGAAUGGGUUAUUUUUGGGUUUUCAGCAGGAGGUGGACUUCGGUUUGAGAAAGUUACAGUUUUAUCAUGGAGUUUUAGUAGUUCAAAUCUACGUGUAGAUGAACAAAAGGCACCACCCCCAACCCCGAAAAAAAUGGCAGGUCAUGUGGUUGGAUUAAUAGCUGGAUUAGUUGUUGUAAUUUCUUUUGUGGCUAUCCUUAUAUUUUAUUAUUUAUGGAGGAGGAACAAACACAGAAGAAAUGAAGUAAGAUAUCAUGCGAAGAUGAACAAACGUUUCGAACAGGGGACUGGACCAACAAAAUUCUCUUACCGCAAAAUUCUUCGGGCAACUGAUGGUAUUGCCAAGAGAAACAAACUUGGGGAGGGAGGUUUUGGUGGGGUUUAUAAAGGUUUACUGAAAGAUCCAAUAAUGGAUGUCGCGGUGAAAAGGGUAUCCAAUACAUAUGAACAAGGUAUCAGGGAAUAUACUGCAGAAGUUGAAAUAAUUAGCCAGUUAAGGCACAAAAAUCUGGUAGAACUCAAGGGCUGGUGCCAUUGGAAAAGGAAGCUCCUGCUUAUUUACGAGUAUAUGGAAAAUAGGAGCUUAGAUCUCCAUCUCUUCAAGCAGAAAAGCUUGACAUGGGACCAGAGAAAAAGAAUUGCAAAUGGCCUGGCAUCUGCUUUGUUGUAUCUUCAUGAAGAAUGCAAGAAAUGUAUUUUGCACAGGGAUAUCAAAUCGAGCAAUGUUAUGUUAGACUCAGAUUUCAAUGCAAAGCUUGGUGAUUUUGGGUUAGCUAAGUUGGUUGACCAUGACAAAAGCUCUGAGAGAACCAAAUUGGCCGGGACAUUGGGUUACAUGGCUCCUGAAUAUGGGGAGACUGGAAAAGCAAGCAAAGAAUCCGAUGUAUAUAGCUUUGGAGUAGUUGCACUUGAAAUAGCUUGUGGGAGAAAAGCCAUCGAGUACGAGGCCCCUGAAAGACCAGAGGCUCCGGAAAGACCAGUGGUAUUAGUAAAAUGGGUUCGGGAUUUCUACGAGACUGGGAAUAUUGAAAAAGCAGUUGAUCCGUCUCUUGGAUCAGACAACAAGGAACAAAUUGAGCGGUUGAUGACUGUUGGGUUAUGGUGUGUACACCCUCUUGCAGACCAACGCCCAUCAAUGAGGCAAGCCAUUCAAGUAUUGAACUAUGAUGCUCCCCUGCCCAAACUGAGUAAACUUCCAUCAAAGAUGCCGGAAAUCACUUCUUACGCCUCUCCAAAUCCUCCAGAAGAUUUUCAUACGAUGCGUUCUAUAAUUAUAACUUCUUCUUCAAGUUCUCGUUCUAGCACGCCAAUUCCCUCAAAGCUCUCUACGUCAUCAGCAACUUCUUCUACAGCUGCGUUGCUCCGUGGUUGA